This is a messenger RNA of Cotesia congregata, 1161 nucleotides long. Lineage: Eukaryota; Metazoa; Arthropoda; Insecta; Hymenoptera; Braconidae. The record is from the annotation of a GenBank genome assembly.
AUGAAGCUGUUGAAUAAAAAUAUUGACAGAGAUGGUGGUGGGAGUGUCGUUCUGGUCCCGGAAAACCCAGAAGACAUGUGGCACGCAUACAAUCUCAUAUCAGAGGGAGAUUGCGUCUGCGGAUCAACGAUCCGCAAAGUCCAGACGGAAAGUUCAACCGGUAGCACCAACAGCACACGAGUCCGCACUACGUUGACAAUCAACGUCGAGAACAUAGACUUUGAUACCCAGGCAUGUGUUUUGAGACUCAAGGGAAGAAAUAUUGUAGAAAACCAAUAUGUCAAGAUGGGACAGUACCACACGCUGGAUGUCGAGCAGAACCGUAAAUUCACUCUAAAAAAAGUAAAAUGGGACUCGAUAGCGUUAGAGCGAAUUGACACAGCAUGCGACCCGACUCAGAAUGCUGAUGUGGCAGCUGUUGUCAUGCAGGAAGGAAUAGCUCACAUAUGUCUGAUCACUUCGAACAUGACGAUAGUGAGGGCUAAGAUUGACCAGGUUAUUCCGCGCAAACGGAAGGGCAUGACUUCCCAGCACGAGAAAGGCUUGAAUCGCUUCUACGAGAACAUCAUGCAGGCAAUUUUGCGGCACGUUAAUUUUGAUAUUGUCAAGUGUGUUAUUGUAGCGAGCCCGGGAUUCGUCAAGGACCAGUUCAUGGAGUACAUGAUUCAGCAGGCGAUAAAAACUGAUAAUAAAUUGUUGCUGGAGAACAGGAGCAAGUUCAUGCUGGUUCAUGCCAGCUCCGGGUUCAAACACUCGCUGAAGGAAGUCCUUGCUGAUCCUGCUGUGGUUACUAGGAUGUCUGAUACUAAAGCUGCUGGAGAAGUUAAAGCUCUUGAACAGUUUUAUACUAUCUUGCAAACUGAUCCUGCGAGAGCUUUUUAUGGGAAGAAACAUUGUCUCGCUGCUGCGGCUGCUCAAGCUGUUGAAACUUUGCUUAUUUCUGACAAAUUGUUUAGGUGUCACGAUAUUGCUGAGAGGAAAGAAUAUGUUGAGUUGGUUGAAAGUGUAAGAGAAUCUAAUGGAGAUGUUAAAAUAUUUUCAAGCAUGCACGUUUCUGGAGAACAACUCGAGCAACUGACGGGUGUAGCAGCAAUUUUGAGAUUCCCAAUGCCAGAGCUAGAAGACGAAAGCGACGGCGACGAUUCCUCUGAAGAAGAUUGA